UAAAAGAAUAAGUCUUGGAGAGGUCUUCAGCUCGAUUCCUAUAAAAGAAUUUUUUUUUUUCCAAAUUUCUUAGGUUUUUCUUCAAUUAGCGUUUAGGCAUUAUUGUCCGAUCCGUUGGUGAUCUAAACUUGUCCGUUAAAAGAAGGUUUUACUCACACGCAAUAGUAGAUAUUUGGGAACUAGAUGCAUGCAUCGAUAGUCGCACACAGAACUUUUAUUUUCCACCGAACACUCUCUGUUGGCGCUCUUUUUGUCGUUUCCACCACCGCCCCACCAAACCGUGUGCCACCCCUUGUUUUAAUCGUCAAUCAAAAACCAUAUAAAUAUACCGAACAACACCUCUCCGUCGUCAACAACCAAACAAAUCUCCAAAAAACAUUCAAAAUGUGUCGUGGGUUUCAACCAGUUGAUCAAGCACAACGUCUCUUCAACAUCAAAUCUUUUCAUCUCAUCUUAAAUCUUUCCAAACGCCCCAAAUCCUUACCUGACACCCUCACGCUACACUAUCUCCCUAGAAUCACGGGUGGACCGUUUGAGAUAAACGGGUCGGGUGUGAAGCCGGAUGCACCGGUGUUUGUCACACUCUACAGGGUGGUGACCGGAGAGUACAACAAGUCCGGUGAGGGCGAAGUGGUGUAUGGGAGUAGAGAAAGAGUGAAGGUGAGUGAAGGGGUGAGGUUUGAGGUGUAUGUUAAAGAGGAGAAGGUGGUGAAGGGUGGGUUUAGGAAGUGUGGUGGUGGUGGUGAGUGGAGGAUGGAGUGUAGGUGUGGGUUGGAAGGUGAGGGUGGUGGGGUGGUGAAGGAGGUGGAGGUGGUGGUGGAGGGGGGAGAGACAGAGGUGAUGAGAGAGAAGGUGGAGAUGGUGGUGAGGAGGAGGAAGAGGAGGUGUUUUGAGGGGUUGGAGGAGAUACCUGAGCAAGAGAGUGAGGAGGAGGAGGAGGUGGUGGAGUGUUGUUGUUGUGAAUGUAGUGGUGGUGGUGGUGGGGAGGAGGAGGAUGGUGGUUGUGAGGUGGAGGUGGAGGUGGAAGGGGUGAGGUGGGCUGUGGAUGUUGGGAUUUGGGUGGUGUGUUUGGGUGUUGGGUAUUUGGUUUCUAAAGCAUCUUCAAAGAGUGUGAGGAGGAGGAGGUUACUUUAUUAACCUUUGAAGAGUUUAAAGAUCAUGAUUCAUGUUUGCAAGACAAGACAUAAUUUGUGUGUACAUAGAAGAUUGAUUACAUGAACAGUUUUGAAGUUUUGUUUCUUUUUUUUUUGUAUAGUUGUUUUUGGAUUAACAUUUGGAAUACAUGUUAAUCAACAAAAGAAUAUCAAUGUUGUAGUUUACUUCUAUUUAAGAUGUAACUAUAGCCAAUUUGCCAAGCAAUAUGUGCCCUUCUGCAAGCA
Helianthus annuus (common sunflower) is the source of this 1379-nucleotide messenger RNA. RefSeq lists its product as uncharacterized. NCBI's taxonomy places the organism in Eukaryota, Viridiplantae, Streptophyta, Magnoliopsida, Asterales, Asteraceae. The transcript has a single exon. The record is from RefSeq and is a predicted model, not a curated record. Bases 184 to 1137 code for a protein of 317 amino acids.